Messenger RNA from Macadamia integrifolia, 1888 nucleotides. RefSeq names its product protein NRT1/ PTR FAMILY 5.10-like. The transcript has 4 exons. Lineage: Eukaryota; Viridiplantae; Streptophyta; Magnoliopsida; Proteales; Proteaceae. Gene Ontology annotation, cellular component: membrane. Gene Ontology annotation, molecular function: dipeptide transmembrane transporter activity; tripeptide transmembrane transporter activity. The coding region runs from base 81 to 1796 and encodes 571 amino acids. The record is from RefSeq and is a predicted model, not a curated record. Gene Ontology annotation, biological process: transmembrane transport; dipeptide transport.
UAUCUUGCAGAGAUAUACAAAAUUGGGAAGGAGUGGGGAACGUGAACGAGUUAGUGUUGGGGGGCUUUGAUUAAGGAGAAAUGGCCGCAUCAUGUGCAGCUUCUGCAAGCGGUGAAGACUGUGAAGCUCCACUGUUAUCAAUAGCAGAUGACACCGUCCACGGUGUCGUUGACUACAAAGGCCGUCGUCUCUUUAGCAGAUCCAACACCGGCGGGUGGAGAUCCGCCGGAUUUAUCAUCGGAGUGGAGAUUACAGAGAGGUUUGCGUAUUAUGGAAUCCAAUCGAACCUUAUAAGCUACCUGACGGGGCCUCUGCAGCAGUCCAUGGCCACGGCGGCGGAGAACGUGAACGCGUGGUCGGGAGCUGCGUCUAUGCUUCCUCUACUGGGAGCUUUUGUCGCCGACGCUUGGCUUGGACGCUAUCACACCAUCCUCUUCUCUUCUCUCAUCUAUAUCCUGGGACUAGGUUUGUUAACACUAUCAGCUGUGCUUCCUUCACAAAGUGCAUCUAACCGUCCUUCUCAAAUCCAAAUCAUAUUGUUCUUCUCUGCGCUGUAUUUGGUGGCUGUUGGACAAGGUGGACACAAGCCAUCUGUACAGGCUUUUGGAGCUGAUCAAUUCAAUGUCCAUGAUCCACAAGAGUGCAAGUCCAGGAGCUCUUUCUUCAAUUGGUGGUAUUUUGGAAUGAGUGUGGGUGUAAUGUUCACAAUAACCAUUUUGAGUUACAUUCAAGACAACUUGAGUUGGGGUCUUGGAUUUGGAAUCCCAUGCAUUACCAUGGUAGUUGGACUAAUUGUUUUCUUGCUUGGAACUAAGAGUUAUCGAUACAGUUUCAACGAGGCUAAGAACAACCCAUUUAUGCGGAUUGUACAAGUGUUUGUUGCAGCUGCAAGGAAUUGGCAGAUUGCUUAUUCACCCACUUCCAUUGACAAGGAACUGGGAGAAACAGUCCCUCGGCAAGGUGCUAACCAAUUCAAAUUUCUGGACAAGGCAUUAGCAAAUGCAUCAGAUGGUUCAAAGAAGGAAUGGGCGGUGUGCAGUGUGGAUCAAGUGGAAGAUGCAAAAGCAGUCUUGCGGUUAGUUCCUAUAUGGACCACAUGCUUAGUAUAUGCAAUUGUAUUUUCUCAACCUCCUACUUUCUUCACAAAGCAAGGUGCCACCAUGGAUAGAUCAAUAGGGUCAGGGUUUGUGAUACCAGCUGCAUCUCUCCAGACCUUUAUUAGCUUUUCAAUUGUCACAUUUAUUCCUAUUUACGAUCGUAUCGUCGUACCGAUAGCCAGAUUCUUCACCAAGAAACACUCAGGCAUAACAAUGCUUCAAAGAAUAGGAACUGGAAUGCUUUUCUCUAUGGUGGCUGUGGUGAUAGCAGCAUUAGUUGAGAAGCAAAGACUUCAAAUUGCAAUAGAUUCUGGGCUUCUUGAUAAACCACAAGCUACAGUUCCAAUGAGUGUUUGGUGGUUGGUUCCUCAAUAUGUUUUGCUUGGAGUUGCAGAUGUUUUCACCAUGGUUGGUCUGCAAGAAUUUUUCUAUGAUCAAGUUCCAGAUGGGCUGAGGAGUUUAGGUCUUUCCCUUUACCUUAGCAUAUUUGGCAUUGGAAGUUUCUUUAGUAGCUUUCUUAUCUCUGCAAUUGAAAAGGCAACUGGUGGAGAUGGCCAAGAUAGUUGGUUUUCAAACAAUCUCAAUCGAGCUCAUCUAGAUUACUUCUAUUGGCUUCUUGCAGGUCUUAGUUCAGUACAAUUGGCUUUCUAUAUGUAUUUUGCCAAAUCUUAUCUCUAUAAAAUGGGAAGUAAAAUUUGAGGGGGGCCUUAUAUAGGGGACUUCACAUUAGCACUAUAACAGGUGUACAUUACAUUAUUUAUCAAUUAGUCAAGAAUCUGAUUUUUCUGAUA